AGCCCAAAAACAGCUAGGGUUGGAGGGAGUCCAGCCCACCACCACCAGGCGCUGCUCCACGCGACCACGCCGCCAUUGUCGUCCACGCCGGCGCCGCGCCGUCCCCGCCGUCGUCCGCGCCGUCCCCACCGUCCAAGCCGCCAAGCCGGGGGCCGCGACGCUGCGACAGCGAUUCCUCCAGUCCUCCUCGCCGCCUCGCCGGUUGCGGGUUGCCGGCUUGGUGGCUUGGCGCGGCUUGCCCGCCCGCCUUCUCCAGUUCUCUUGCUUGGCUGCUCCACGUCUCCACUGAUCCGGCGCUCCACCAUUCAGCCCAGGAUUGGUAAAACAUGAAGAGGAGCGGAGAUAUUGCGUCAUUAUUUGGGAACCAUGAAGCAAAAACAAUGGAGAUUCCAGAAUCUUCUAGUUCUUCGAAUGUAUUCAUUGGUGAUGAAGCUCCUGUACCUGAAGAAGAACCACGACAAGUUCCUACAGAUGCUUUUCCACGUGCACCUCCUGUUCGACGAAACGCCUCUUCGGUAUCGGCCACCAUGGAUAGGCGUCCUGGGAGGCACAAGCUCAGGCGGGUCAAGGCCCAUGUGCGCGCUGCCCGAAUGGACCGGAUCAGUGGCCUCCCCGACAAAAUCCUCCACCACAUCAUGUCCUUCCUGAACACGCGCCAGGCUGUGCAGACGUGCGUGCUGUCCCGGCGGUGGCGCAAUCUCUGGCGCACCAUGCCCUGCAUCAAUGCCGACUUCGAUGAGUUUGAUUUCAUUGCUUACCAAGGGGACGAUGAGGACUACAAUGACGAGGUGGCAUUCAAGAGGUUCGUUAACCAAAUGUUGGAGCUCCGCGAUCCCACCGCUAUGAUAGACACAUUCUGGCUCAGCUACAUAAUAUGGGACGGGUACAAUGAAUACAAGGAUUCCAAUGUAGAUGCCAACAGGUGGAUUAGCCAUGCUUUGCAGAAGCAGGCCAGGGUUAUCGAGGUUGUCGUGUUCGCCUUUCCAUUGGAGCUCGAUCACUCAGUGUUCACUUCAUGCUACCUGAGAAAAAUUGGGUUCUCCUGUGUUUCUUUACACCAAGGUUUCUUCAAGCAACUUGACACCGGCUGUCCAGCAUUGGAAGAACUCUUCUUACAUGAUUGCAUCAUUGCGGAUGAGGAGAUCUUGUCCCAGUCACUGAAGGUUUUGACCAUCGACGGCACUGAAUUCUCCAUGGCUAACAAGGCAUCUAUUUCUAUUCCAAGUGUUACUUCUCUGACCUUGUCUAUUGAGGAUUCCACACCUAUGCUAAAGGACAUGGAAUUACUAACGACCGCAUCAGUAUCAGUUAAAUUUAAUACAUUCAUAUUCAGUUAUGGUUUUGAUGCUAAUGAUCUCCGCCAGUGUCUCUGGAGCCUUUCUGGUGUUACAAACUUGGAGUUCAAUUAUGAGGGUACAGAGCUGACAUUCGAAAACAAUUUGCAAUGGUGCCCAGAAUUCAUCGAUGUUGUCAACCUGACUCUUGGUCAGUGGUGCCUGGAUGCAAACUUCUAUGCACUAAUUGUCUUCCUUCAGAACUCACCGAGACUAGAGAAGUUAACUCUGAAUCUUGCGAAGUGCAUUGCAGAUAAAUCUCCAAGAAUUGUUGGCGAGCUUAUGGAAAGAUCAUUUACGUGUGAGCACCUUAAGAUUGUUGAAGUCAAAUGCUUGGAGGAUGAUCCCCAGGUCAUCAGUGUGGAAGAUUUCUUUGCUAGUAAUGGCAUGGCCUCUGUUCAGUUUGAUAUCAAACACUGGGGCCAAUACAAGGACGAGUUACCUGCAUUUAUUCGGUAUGAGGAGAGAUGAAAUGCCAAAGGAUCAUGCAUUUGUUUGUCAUCCCAUUGAAGAAUCAACUCGCUUUCUGCUACAUUCACUGGUUACAGUAGAGUUUUAAGGUCUCCUGCAUUUUUGCUGGUCUCUAGGAAUGGCAUCCAAUAACUUGCUAGUUUUCAACUGAACAAAUCGAGUAAUGUGUCAUUCUACUCCUAAUCUCUGGUUACAUUAGCAGUUGUUCAACCAAGAACCUAUUUAUCCCUUGUACAACAGAAUUUCUUUCCAUUCAUCAACUAUUUUUGUCGAGUCUCUUCA
Oryza sativa Japonica Group (Japanese rice) is the source of this 2087-nucleotide messenger RNA. RefSeq lists its product as uncharacterized. The record is from RefSeq and is a predicted model, not a curated record. NCBI's taxonomy places the organism in Eukaryota, Viridiplantae, Streptophyta, Magnoliopsida, Poales, Poaceae. Gene Ontology annotation, molecular function: protein binding.